Trichoderma harzianum CBS 226.95 is the source of this 300-nucleotide messenger RNA. RefSeq lists its product as hypothetical. The transcript has 3 exons. Gene Ontology annotation, biological process: mRNA splicing, via spliceosome. NCBI's taxonomy places the organism in Eukaryota, Fungi, Ascomycota, Sordariomycetes, Hypocreales, Hypocreaceae. The record is from RefSeq and is a predicted model, not a curated record. Gene Ontology annotation, molecular function: RNA binding. Gene Ontology annotation, cellular component: U6 snRNP; U4/U6 x U5 tri-snRNP complex; precatalytic spliceosome. Bases 1 to 300 code for a protein of 99 amino acids.
AUGGCUACUUUGGGAGGCUACCUCAACAAAAAGGUGCUGAUUGUGACGGCGGACUCGCGAAUCCUGGUUGGAGAGCUGGCAGCUUGUGAUCAGUCGACAAAUCUAGUCCUCAAAAAUGCCGUGGAGAGAAUCAUCCGAACGCCCGACGACCCAGAGCCUUCCGCCGAGGUCCCUUUAGGCCUAUAUCUCGUCCGAGGCGACAAUGUCUGCUCGGUUGGCCUGGUCGACGAAACGCUGGACGAAAGCAUCGACUGGACACAGGUGAAGGGCACAGUAAUAGGAGGCAUCAAACACAUUUAG